GGAGUCUUGGUGACCUUUAUCUCGACGGGAGGUUCCCUAUGAUGAAAACUAUUUAACAGCAGCUCCGCAAUGAGCUGAAACUCCUCAGACUGAAGAUGAUCAGCAUUAGUGUGUUUUGUCUUCUGCUGUGCACCGGAGCAUCUGCUUUCAGGUUUGAGGAGCUGACGCAGUAUGUGAACACACACCAAGACGAGUUUGUGGAGACACUCAGGCAGUGGAUCGCUGUGGAGAGCGACUCCAGUGAUGUUACGAAGAGAGCCGAUUUACAUCGAAUGAUGGACGUGACGGCAGAGAAACUGCGUCUCAUUGGAGGAAAAGUGGAGAUGAUCGACAUCGGGACGCAGACGCUGGCCAAUGGCAGCUCCAUCGAUUUGCCUAAAGUGGUCACGGCUCAGUUUGGUGACGACCCCAGCAAACACACCGUGUGUGUGUACGGACACGUGGACGUCCAGCCCGCCAAGAUGGAGGAUGGGUGGAGCACUGAACCCUACGAGCUGACCGACCUCAACGGGAACCUGUACGGCAGAGGAGCGUCUGAUAACAAAGCCCCAGUGCUGGCCUGGAUUCAUGCGCUGGAGGUCUACAAGGCCCUGAACAUCGAUCUGCCAGUGAAUGUGAAGCUCCUGAUUGAGGGUAUGGAGGAGACGGGCUCCAACGGUCUAGAGCAGAUGAUCGUAGCCCAUAAGGACUCCUUCUUCUCUGCUGUGGAUUUCAUCAUCAUCUCAGACUGUGUGUGGCUCAGCAAGCGGCCCGCAAUCACAUACGGCACCAGGGGGAACUGCUACUUCUGCGCAGAGGUGGAGGGUCCCAAGAAGGAUCUGCACUCUGGUGUCUAUGGAGGAACAGUGGUGGAGCCCAUGACGGAUCUGAUCGGGAUCUUAGAUAAGCUGAUCAGCUCCAGUGGGCAGAUCCUGGUUCCGGGCAUCAGGGAGGCAGUGGCUCCUCUAGGGGACGAGGAGUGGAGCAGAUAUCAGGACAUUGAGUUUGACCUGCAGAGCUUUAAACAGGACAUCGGCCUCACACAGCUCAUGUACAGCAACAAGGUGGAUCUGCUAGCCCACCGCUGGCGUCACCCCACCGUCUCCAUCCACGGUAUCGAGGGUGCUUUCUCCUCACCCGGCACCAAGACCGUCAUCCCAGCCAAAGUCAUUGGGAAGUUCUCCAUCCGCCAGGUGCCAGACAUGGACCCAGCCGUUGUGGAGAAACAGGUCACUGAUUAUUUACACUCAGUGUUUGCGAAGCGCAAGAGUCCCAAUAAACUCAACGUGACGAUGGUCAUCGGGGCCAAACCGUGGCUGGCGGAUCCCAAACAUCCGUUAUUUGAAGCCGGAAAAGCAGCAGUCAAGAGAGUUUUUGACGUGGAGCCUGACCUGAUCCGUGAAGGAGGAACGAUCCCCAUCGCCAGAACCUUUCAGGACGUCACAGGAAAAAGCAUCAUCAUGCUGCCCAUCGGAGGCUUUGAUGACGGACUGCACUCCCAGAACGAGAAGAUCAGCAGACACAACUACAUCGAAGGAACCAAACUCUUCAUCGCGUACCUGUACGAAGUGUCCCAGAUCAAGAAGUACUGAAGUGAAGAGGCUCUGCAAAUAAACAAACAAACAUCAGCAGUGUUAAAUCACCUACUGACUAACACAUUCCUCUAAACUGAUGCACGUCCGCUGGUUAAUGGAGAUAAUGGAGAUUGCUGGUGCAAAUUAAUUAAACAAGUGUUUUGCAA
Molecule: messenger RNA, 1720 nt
Organism: Danio aesculapii
Lineage: Eukaryota; Metazoa; Chordata; Actinopteri; Cypriniformes; Danionidae
Gene: cndp1
Product: carnosine dipeptidase 1
Exons: 12
Coding region: 96-1571 (491 amino acids)
Biological process (GO): proteolysis
Cellular component (GO): cytosol
Molecular function (GO): metallodipeptidase activity
Source: RefSeq, a predicted model, not a curated record